This is a messenger RNA of Stereum hirsutum FP-91666 SS1, 2280 nucleotides long. RefSeq names its product UvrD-helicase-domain-containing protein. The record is from RefSeq and is a predicted model, not a curated record. Gene Ontology annotation, molecular function: hydrolase activity; DNA binding; 3'-5' DNA helicase activity. Bases 1 to 2280 code for a protein of 759 amino acids. The transcript is spliced from 17 exons. Gene Ontology annotation, biological process: recombinational repair. Gene Ontology annotation, cellular component: nucleus. NCBI's taxonomy places the organism in Eukaryota, Fungi, Basidiomycota, Agaricomycetes, Russulales, Stereaceae.
AUGGUCGACUAUAUCACAGCGUCAUUGAACCCAUCACAAGAGAAAGCCGUCCGUCACUGUCCGGACAUCCCACUUCAGAUUUUGGCUGGUCCAGGAAGUGGAAAGACCAAAGUUCUCACAUCGCGAAUCGCACACCUCAUUCUUCAUCAUCGUAUUCCUCCCUCAGCGAUAUGCGCCGUAACGUUCACCAACAAGGCUGCAAACGAGAUGAAGGAACGACUUUCAAAACUAAUAGGCAGGGACUGGACCUACCAGAUCAAGAUGGGAACAUUCCAUGCGCUCUGCGCUCUCUUCUUGCGGCGACAUGGCACGUUGGCUGGAGUUGACUCCAAUUUCACGAUCUGUGAUGCUGACGAAAGUGAGAAGCUGAUCACGAAGUUGGUCAAGCCCCGGCUAGAGGAAUGGGAAGCAAAGGGGAUCACGGUCAAGGCGAAGACCGUCAUGUCCGUCAUUUCUAAAGCCAAAGCCCAAGGCCAUAAUCCACAACAGUACCUUCGAUUCUCUGUCGCGAAGGACGGCAUAAUACCGCCCAAUCCACCGCCUCCCGAUCCCCUCACAGUCAUGUUCGCUGAGGUCUACACGGACUACCAAAAGACGUUGAGGAAAAGCAACAGCCUCGACUUCGAUGACCUCCUCGUAUAUGGUGUGAAACUAUUCAGGGGCCACGACAAAGUGGUCUCGUGGUGUCGCCAUGUACUUGUUGAUGAAUUUCAAGAUACGAACACAAUGCAGUACGCAAUCAUGAAGCAUCUUGCGACCCACCACACCUCCGUUACCGUCGUGGGCGAUCCAGAUCAAUCCAUCUACGGCUGGCGUUCAGCGGACGUGGCCAAUCUGAAGAAGAUGCAAAAAGACUUUUCCACAACGGAACAGAUUUUUCUGGAAGAAAACUACAGAUCAACAGCUUCCAUUCUUGCUGUAAGCCUGGCUAUUGUCUCGAAAGACAAAACACGUAUACCCAAGUCUCUACAUACAUCACAUCCACACGGGACCAUCCCAAUGCUAGGUACAUUUCGCGACGAGAAGAUGGAGGCUCAGUUCAUCGCCACGGAAACCAAGCGUCUUGUUGCAGCAAGCGGCGGCAUGUUUGAAUGGAAGGAUUUUGUUAUCCUGUUGCGUUUUAAUGCGCUCUCUCGCGCCCUCGAAGCUGCUCUACAAAAGGAAGGCAUCCCCAACCGAGUUUUGAACGGACAUAAAUUCUUUGAACGGAUUGAGAUCAAGGACCUCUUGGCUUAUCUCCAGACUGUCGACAAUCCCCUCUUCGUCCCUGCUUUCGUUCGGUGCAUAAACACACCUCCACGCACCAUUGGCGAAAAGUCCGUGAACGAGAUACUUGCCAGAGCAGAAAAGGACAAGAUUUCGCCACUGACUCUCCUUGAGGGCAUAUACGAUAGCAAAAUGCCAGACAUCAAACCCGCUGUAAAGCGCAAGAUAGGGAGUUUCGUGCCGACCAUUCGGAAGCUUCGCAAGCUCGCUAACUCGGGAACGCCCCCAGCAGACCUCAUACGCGAGCUGCUCGAGCUCACAGCUUACGAAGGAUACCUCAAGAAGCUAUUUCCGGACUGGGAGACCCGAUGGGAGAACGUCCAGGAGUUGAUCACCUUCGCAGCUCAACCUCAGGAAACCAUACGCAUGGAUCUCGACGCAGUGGAAGUGCCACAAGCAUCUCAGUCACAGGACCAAUCUCAAUCGCAAGAACAGGACAACAUCGAGAUGUAUGAUCUUGAGCAAGAUGGCUUUAUGGUUGUCGAUGAGCCUGCGAGCGAAGUCAAAGGAAAGGAGAAGGAGAAGCCCGUUACUACACCUCCCAAAACUGAACAAGGACUACUCGAGACCCCGCUGCGCACUUUCCUGCAAGCGUCUAUGCUGUCAACUGACUCAGAGACCAGAGAAGACGGUGACAAGAAUAAAGUCACAAUCUCGACAUGCCACGCAGCGAAGGGACUGGAAUGGCCUGUCGUUUUCGUUCCCGCAGUCGAGAAAGACAUCUUUCCCUUUUACCGAACGGAGGAUACUGAAGAAGAACGGCGUCUUCUGUACGUGGCAUGUACCAGGGCGCAAGGUCUGCUGUACAUUUCCAACGUGGUAGGCCGUAUGCACGGAGGCAAGGUCAAGUUCACACAAGUCUCGGAAUUCAUAUCCGCCGUGCUCAAAGAUGACCUUACCUUGACGACGACCCAGCCUCCAGCGAUGAACUACCCGGAAGUCGAGGUCAUCUCGCGUGUGCUUCGACAACCAUGUCCUUCGAUAGAAGAUAUCAACAAGAGAAUGCGCGAAUAG